Molecule: messenger RNA, 2601 nt
Organism: Pieris macdunnoughi
Lineage: Eukaryota; Metazoa; Arthropoda; Insecta; Lepidoptera; Pieridae
Source: the annotation of a GenBank genome assembly
AUGUUGAAAAAAACUUUUGUUUUUGCCUUUAAGAAAAUAUACCGACAGAAUAUUAGUUGUAAACAAGGUUUUCUAUAUAGCCGGUCAAUCAGUAGUAGUUUUUGCGAAAAAAUAAUGGAAACAUCCAAGAUAAAGUUAUCUGAAAGAUUGUCCCCUUUAAUCCACCCUGUGAAUUACAAGUUAAAAUUAAAUCCUGAUCUUGAGUCAGGGAAAUUUCUAGGAGAAGUGAGCAUUAAUGUUAUUGUCGAUGGUGAACGAGAUAAUUUUUCUUUGCAUACAAAAUUCUUACAUAUCAAAGAUGUGAAAGUGACUAGUGGCCACAAUGAAAUAACAGUACAGAAAUAUUUUGAGAUUAAAUCAUUAGAACAAUUAUAUAUUCAAUUUGAUAAGAAUAUUCAUGUUGGAAGUUAUGAUAUAAACAUUGAAUUUAGUGGAGAUUUGACUAGGAACAUUGUAGGUUUCUAUCUCUCUAGGCUUAAAGCAGGAGGUUCUAUGGUGGCAAGUAAAUUUCAGCCGACAUAUGCUCGCCAGGCAUUCCCAUGUUUUGAUGAACCUGAUUUUAAAGCAACAUAUGACAUAACCUUAGUCAAGCCUAUUGAUUAUGUUGCACUCUCAAAUAUGAAUGAAAUAUCAAAAACUGUGGAUAAAUCUACAAAAACAGAAACAGUAACUUUUGCUACAAGUGUUCCUAUGUCCACAUAUCUAGCCUGUUUUGUUGUAUGCAACUUUGAUUACAAAGAAACACUCAUAAAUGCAAGUGGUAUUGGUAAAGACUUCACUUUACGAUCAUUUGCCCAGAAGCAACAAACACAUAAAAUUGAUUUUGCUCAAGAUAUUGGAAAACGAGCAACUGAAUUCUAUAUUAAGUAUUAUGAGGUGCCAUACCCUCUUCCAAAACUUGAUAUGAUCGCGAUUCCAGAUUAUGUAUCAGGUGCUACUGAACACUGGGGUUUGAUUACAUAUAGGGAAACAUCCUUUCUGGUCAAUGAGGCCACAACAUCAUCGCAGAAUAAAAUCAGUGUGGCCAAUACAAUUGCACAUGAGUUGGCACACAUGUGGUUUGGUAAUUUAGUGACAAUGAAGUGGUGGGAUGAAGUUUGGCUCAACGAAGGUUUUGCGUCGUAUAUGCAAGUGAAAUCAUUGAAUGCUAUUGAACCUUCCUGGACUAUGCUGGACCAAUUCCUAACGAAAACUCUGCAUUCAGUUUUAGUGACUGAUGCGAAGUUGUCAAGUCACCCUAUAGUUCAAACAGUGGAGACACCAGAUCAAAUCACCGCCAUCUUUGAUUCUAUAUCGUACAAUAAGGGUGCAUCAAUUUUAAGAAUGUUAGAGGGCUUUAUCGGCGAGGAAAACUUUCGCAGAGGAGUUUCAGAUUAUUUAAAGAAGUACAAAUAUGGCAACACCGUCACUCAAGAGUUACUAUCUUCACUGGAGCCAUACUUUAAAACUCUUUAUCCACAUCUUAGCCUCAAAUACAUAAUGGACACGUGGACGAGACAAAUGGGAUAUCCCCUUAUAACAGUGAGGCCUGGAGCUAACAAUAUUUAUAUAUUGACACAAUCAAGGUUUCUCUUAGACCCGGCUGCGACUUAUGAUGAUGACUCGGAAUUUCAUUAUCGUUGGUAUGUACCUAUAACGUAUUCAACGAGUACAGAGAAGCGUGACGAUAUACUAUGGUUUGCUGAUACGUCGGAUAGCGUGGAAAUAUCUCUCAGCGACGAUGAAAAAUUGUUAAAAAUAAAUAACAAUCAAGUGGGCUAUUACAGAGUUAACUAUCCGUUGGAUAUGUGGAGUCAGAUUAUCGAGCAACUUAAAGUUAAAUCUAAUAUGCUAACAAUAUCAGAUAGGGCCCAUUUACUGGAUGAUGCGUUUGCUUUAGCAGAUGCUGGUAUUUUACCAUAUAACAUAGCACUGUCACUCACACAAUACCUUCCCGUGGAAAAAGAUUAUGUCCCGUGGGAAACAGCUUCAGGGAAAUUCAGUCAUCUAUCAAAUAAACUCAUUAAUACCCCUGCGUAUGAAAAUUUAAAGAAAUAUGUUCAGCACCUCAUUGCUGGUCUAUAUACGGAACAAAGUUGGGAGAAGACGAAUUUGGAUGUGAUUCAAGGUUGCUGGGCAAAAUCAAAAGCAUUAAUAAAAGGGGAUAGUUGGUUGGGCAGCGCUGCAGAGAGUGACAUUGCUUCUUCGAGGGGUCUGCCUGACGUCACCUCUGCAGAAUAUCUCAAUUUAGCUUGGGAUGAGAAAAAUAUUCGAAGCCAGGAUUACCUUAAUGUUCUUCAGCUGAUAAGUGCUAAUCCUUCUGGAAACGGACUGGUAUGGGACGAGGUUCGAAAUCGGUGGAAUACACUUGUUGACCGUUUUACACUCAACAGUAGAUACCUUGGCAACCUUAUACCUGCUAUAACGAGCCGUUUUAAUACAGAGAAACAAUUACAGGAGAUGAUAUCAUUUUUCGAAAAGAAUUCAGAGGCCGGCGCAGGCGCAAGCGCACGUCAAAGAGCGCUUGAGAAUGUCCGUAAUAAUAUCAAAUGGACUUCUUCCCAUCAAUCGACCGUUACUUCCUGGCUUGAAAACUAUGUUAAGGCAAUUAUAUCUAUAUAA